CUGAAACAUCAUGUUGAUAUACAAGCAAAACUUGUAGCAAAAAAAGCAAAAUUAUUUGAAAAAGGAAUAAUCAAGAAGUAUGAUGGACCUGGAAGACCAUCAAUGGCAAUGUGUUAUUCAGACUUUUGGGAUAAAAUCUAUAGCUGGGUUGAAUUUGAAGCUGUUCAUACAAAAAGAAGAAAAACCAUUAUCAAA
This is a messenger RNA of Ambispora gerdemannii, 195 nucleotides long. The record is from the annotation of a GenBank genome assembly. Lineage: Eukaryota; Fungi; Glomeromycota; Glomeromycetes; Archaeosporales; Ambisporaceae.